Messenger RNA from Mycena indigotica, 1377 nucleotides. RefSeq names its product Epimerase domain-containing protein. Lineage: Eukaryota; Fungi; Basidiomycota; Agaricomycetes; Agaricales; Mycenaceae. The transcript is spliced from 8 exons. Bases 1 to 1377 code for a protein of 458 amino acids. The record is from RefSeq and is a predicted model, not a curated record.
AUGACAUCCGCGCCCGCUCGUUUUAACCGAGAACAUGGCGCCUCUUCGUUGAGGCGUCUCGAGGACGUUCGGCCGCUGCUUUCUGGCUCGCGCAAGCGGGCUGGGGAGCGCGGUCGGCGAGCUGGGCGUUUGUCUGAUGGAUGUCUUGUCUUGUUUUGCUAUACCUGUGUAUUCUUCGUUGUAACUAGUCUUAGACUUCAUUACAAAGUAGCAUUGAGCCAAAUCAACCUCGAGCUCGUUCGACUUGCCUUUGGACGGGUUCAGCUUUGGUCAUCUUUCUUAACAAAAGUGAAUGAAUCAACGGAUGGGGAGGAUGUGGUGGGUCGUGAGCGAGAGGAAAUUCGGCUUACGCUUCGGACCUCGAGCCGAGAGAUUGCGUCAGCGUGGGCGCUUGAUGUCGCGAAGAUCUUUAAAUUUGUCCAUCGCCUACAAAAGGGAACUGGCAAGCUCGAUCGAGUAGUCAUGAAAGUUCUUGUUUUAGGGGCAACCGGAUUCUUAGGACAGCCAAUAAGUCAAGCACUGGUGCGCGCAGGCCACGAAGUCUAUGGUCUGGCUCGUACUUCGGAAAAAGCAAAACAGCUUGCGAGAGAUGAAGUGAUACCUGUAAUUGGCACCGUUGACUCUGACGCAUAUAUGCACCUUAUACCGACUCUCGACGUCGUUAUAUCGGCCAUAAACGCGACGCCAGACAUCCUCACAAACACAUUCAACAACGUUUGCGGAGCAGCGAAAGCUACGCGUCUCCCUGGCGCUGCGAAGCUCGCGUACAUCUACUCCUCUGGAACCUGGAUCCACGGCGACGACCGAACGACGAUCGUCAGCGACACAACACCCCUUACCAACCCAGUCAAGCUGCUCGCCAACUGGCUUCCUGGCCUUGAACAACAAAUCGUGGCAAGCACCAUCGUAAAUGGCAUCGUUCUACGUCCGUCGUUGGUCUACGGUCGUUCGGGCUCCAACUUUGCCCCGCUGUUCAAGGCGGCGUUGAAGGAGAAGAAGGUAGUGUGGCCAGGCAGACCCGGUGGGCGGUAUGCCUUGGUCCACGUCGACGAUGUCGCAGACGCCUAUGUUAGAGCAGCAGAGCGGUCCUCCAUCGCCGCCGGGAAGAUAUUCGACAUCUCAAAUGCGCAAACCGAAAGCGUGGAUGAGCUCUUAAGGCGGCUCGUCGAAGUCAGCGGCGUGCCUGGACCAUACGAAUACAAGGAGCCAACGUCGCUAUUCGAGGAAGCGUUUUCCUCGACUGCGAUCAUUCGCCCUUACCUUGCCAAAGCAUUGCUGGACUGGUCGCCGAGAAAGAUCGGUCUCACAGACGGAUUGGAGAUCUAUUACGCAGCGUGGCUAGCAUCGAGUACCAAGUCUUCACUGUUGACUCAAUAA